GCCGGGCUGCCAAGGGCGGUGGCCGGGGCUGGGCGAGGCUCCGAGAGCGCCCCAGAGUCUGUUCCUCGCUGCGCUCCGCGGUCCGCUCCUCUACUGCAGCCAUGUCGAAGUUCCCCACGUCCCCGACGGAAACGGAGCGCUGCAUCGAGUCCCUGCUGGCCGUCUUCCAGCGCUACGCCGGGCGCGAAGGCGACAAUUGCACGCUCUCCAAGAAGGAGUUCCUCAGUUUCAUGAACGCCGAGCUGGCUUCCUUCACAAAGAACCAGAAGGACCCAGGAGUCCUGGACCGGAUGAUGAAGAAGCUCGACUUGAAUUGUGACGGGCAGCUGGACUUCCAGGAGUUCCUGAACCUCAUUGGGGGCAUCGCGCAGGCUUGCCACGUUGCACUGUGCGUGCAGGCUCCCCCCGGCCACCACCACACCAAGAAACUGUGACCCCGCCCAACCCACACCUACAGCCCAGCAAACAUUCCCGAUGCACCCUGUGCAAGACCAACAGUCAGCUGCAGACCUGCCCCCAGCGUGUGUGUGUGUGUGUGGAGGGGCUCUCCUUGCUUUUAUAUCAGUAAAAGAAUGGUAUAAAAAUUC
Molecule: messenger RNA, 587 nt
Organism: Emys orbicularis (European pond turtle)
Lineage: Eukaryota; Metazoa; Chordata; Testudines; Emydidae
Gene: S100A11
Product: S100 calcium binding protein A11
Exons: 3
Coding region: 102-434 (110 amino acids)
Biological process (GO): regulation of cell population proliferation
Cellular component (GO): cytoplasm
Molecular function (GO): S100 protein binding; calcium ion binding; calcium-dependent protein binding
Source: RefSeq, a predicted model, not a curated record